ACUUGUAACAUUAAUACAACAAAUGAAGGAAUGCCUUGAGUGACCUAAUGCAUCUCAUUACAGGCUCUUGUCAAUACAGUCAUUGAUGCUACUAAAGCUUAUCGCUCAAACGUUGCCUCAACAAUGCAAGGAGCAGGAGCUAAGCUAACAUUACCAGUGUCACUGAGACUACUACCUUUAUUCAUACUGAGCUUAUUGAAGAAUAUUGCCUUCACUCUUAGCAAUAGACAGAAUACCGACUGUAGGUCGGCCACCAUUAGUACUAUACUGACAUUACCUCUGGACUGGCUAAUCUCAUUCUUCUAUCCUAAACUAUAUGCACUUCACACACUAUCAGAUAAGGAUACAGUGGAUUCUGAUGGGGAGGAGCUCUUAGCUCCGCCCAUUUUACAACUCUCGGCUGAAAAACUAACACGAUAUGGAGUGUUCUUAAUGGACUAUGGAACAGGUAUUUAUAUUUGGGUCAGUAAAGAAGCACCUGCUGAUGUUAUUAAUAAUAUUUUUGGAGUUCCUCAUUUUGGGGCAAUACCUGAAUCAAUGACCUCCCUCCCUUUGCUUGAGAAUAAUUUGAAUCGAUUAACCAAUUCGCUAAUUUGUCAGUUACGGUUGUCACGGCAACACUUUAUGCCGUUACUCGUCAUUCGUGAGGAUGGCCCCCAUCGUUUGCUAUUUAUUAAUUACCUGAUUGAUGAUAAAACUGAAGACGGCACUUCUUAUUAUGAAUUUCUGUCUCACAUCUCUCGGCAGUUAACAAAAUAAUAAACUGUCCAUUAGCAGAAGGCAGGGCUCGUUGUGUGUUAAUUAAUUAAUUUAUUAUUAUUAUUAAUUAUUAUUGCAAUUAAUGAGAUUUCUCUAUACUUGAUUGCUAA
Amphimedon queenslandica is the source of this 869-nucleotide messenger RNA. RefSeq names its product protein transport protein Sec24A-like. Gene Ontology annotation, biological process: intracellular protein transport; endoplasmic reticulum to Golgi vesicle-mediated transport; COPII-coated vesicle cargo loading. The coding region runs from base 124 to 759 and encodes 211 amino acids. Gene Ontology annotation, cellular component: COPII vesicle coat; endoplasmic reticulum exit site. Gene Ontology annotation, molecular function: SNARE binding; zinc ion binding. The record is from RefSeq and is a predicted model, not a curated record. The transcript has 6 exons. Lineage: Eukaryota; Metazoa; Porifera; Demospongiae; Haplosclerida; Niphatidae.